AUGUUCGCUUCUUUAAAAUGGUUAUCAGCGAUAGCUGCCUUAUCGUUGCUGUCAUUUGUCGAGUCAGCAAUUCAACCGACAAAGGAAUUUAUUGUAGACACUGAUCUAUUCGACGCCAUUGACGAUACUGCAGCGCUCCUUCUCGCUUCCACUCUACCAAACACCAAACUUCUCGCUGUAAACGUCAACGUUAACUCUACAUACUCGGCGCUCGCUGCAUCUGCCAUUGUUAACUACUACGGGUAUUCAUCAAUUCCUAUUGGACUACGAAGGCCUUAUACCAAUGUGACUUCUUCUGAACCCUUUGGGAAAGAGUAUGCGAGCAGAGUGGCUGCCAAAUGGUCCGGAGGCUCCGUUCCCUGGUUUGAGGUAAACAAAACCUGGGACCCCGUGGAAUUGUAUCGCAAAACACUUGGCGAGGCAAAGAAUGACAGCAUAACUAUUGUCUCCCUUGGAUUCAUGGGAUCUCUAUCGGGUCUCUUGAACUCCACAGCAGACAAAUAUUCCCCCUUGGAUGGAUACGGUCUGGUGAAAGCGAAGGUAAAGGAGUUAGUCGUCAUGGGUGGUGGAUACCUAGCAGAGCGGUCUUUCGAUCAAGAGUACAAUUUUGCUGUUCAAGAAGCACCCCAUGUCGUUAACACAUGGCCGAGCGUUGUACCUAUGACCUUCCUCGGAGCAGAAGUCGGCAUAGAAGUUCUAACAGGGGCACGACUCACUACAUGCGGCCCCUCUGGUGACCCAGUAAGAACUAGUUUUGAGUGGUGGGGUGGGGCCAAUGUUUCACAGUAUUCUUGGGAUCAUCUGGCAAUGGCAUAUGCUGGUCGUGGUCUGGGCAACUGGUUCGAAUACGGAAACGAAAAUGGGUACAACUAUCUAUACCCUAACGGCACCAACGUCUGGAUUGAAGACGAACGUAUAACCAGCCAGCACUAUCUCAAGCUAAAAGUCUCAAAUGAGACCGUGGCGAGGGGGCUGGAGGAUCUGUUACUGCGGGGCGCAUGGGGAAAUGCCAAAGUGGACUGA
This is a messenger RNA of Bipolaris victoriae FI3, 1023 nucleotides long. RefSeq lists its product as hypothetical. Bases 1 to 1023 code for a protein of 340 amino acids. Lineage: Eukaryota; Fungi; Ascomycota; Dothideomycetes; Pleosporales; Pleosporaceae. The record is from RefSeq and is a predicted model, not a curated record. The transcript has 2 exons. Gene Ontology annotation, molecular function: hydrolase activity, hydrolyzing N-glycosyl compounds.